ACACAACAUGGCAGCCUCCAUCAGAUCUUCGUGUGGGAGACUGAGUUUUAAUGUGAAAUGUCUGGUAGGUAAUUCAAAAUUUGUAACGGACGCUGUGACAAAUGACAAGACUAUCUUCAGAUAUCGAGCAUCUUCCAGAUACUACAAUUCAGCCUCGACAUCAUCUGGAUCUCCAAGGUCAAAAUGGACGGGCAGAAUCAUUGGUAUCGGUGUUCUGACAGCCACUGCUGUUGGUAUAGGGGUUGGUUUCCGCAACACAACGGUGCAUGAUGUACGUGAAAGUAAGAUUCCGGACAUCAAACCUUCGAGACAGAUCCGAAUUCCGACUGAUAAAAGUGGGAUGAAGUUGAUCCUGUACCAGUAUCAAACGUGUCCGUUUUGCUGUAAGCUUCGUGCUCUGCUGGACUAUUAUGGAUUAUCGUAUGAUGUGGUGGAGGUGAACUCUGUGUUUAGGUCAGAGAUCAAAUGGUCAAAGUACAAGAAAGUUCCAAUACUUGCGUACCAGGCAGAGGGCAAAGAGGAACAAAUUCAACUGAAUGAUUCAUCUGUUGUGAUGAGUAUUCUCUAUUCCCACCUUGUGGAUGCCACACAAACCAUAAGCCUUAUCAACUCCUUUUAUCCUGAAGUUGAAGUCUUUGAUGAAAUAAAAAAGAAAACUGUCAAUGAUUUUGCAAACAAAUACUACGUCAUGUACCAAGAAAAUGCUUCGGAUGGCAAGACAACAGACCAACAGCUAGAAGAAAGGACAUGGCGAGCCUGGACAGACAAAACCUUAGUCCAUGUGUUAUCCCCCAAUGUGUACAGAACACCCUCAGAAGCCAUCCAGGCCUUCCAAUACUUCUCUCAGGUGGGCGAGUGGGAACAGGUGUUCAGCUUCCCUAUGAGAAUAUUUGUUAUUUACACAGGAGCUACAGCCAUGUACUUCCUUGGAAAACUUCUGAAAAAGAGGUAUAACCUUCAUGAUGAUGUGCGGAUGUCUCUGUACAAUGAGUGUGAUGUGUGGGUGAAGGCUAUAGGCAGGAAAAGGAAGUUCCUUGGAGGAGAUAGACCAAACCUGGCUGACUUGUCUGUAUAUGGCGUUCUCAGCUCUAUAGAGGGAUGUGAUGCAUUCAAGGAUACUUUGGAAAGGACAAGAAUAAAACCUUGGUACAAUCGGAUGAAGAACACUGUCCAGAGACACGAAGGACAUGCCACCUUACCAUCAGUGAACAAAGUGCCAGCCAUACCUGAGCAAAAGUCUUAAUCAGGAUGGUUUGGAAAUUAAUGUAGUAGAAAUGUCAGUCUUAACAAAAUCAGACCCUAUUUUACUACUCUCCUUAUAAGAAUCUGUAUGUAGGGUCAAAUAUCUGGUGUAGUUCGAUUGUAGCAUUGUUUGUCUCAUAUUUAUUAAGUAAGGAGAAAAUGUGUGGAUAGAGUUCUAUUACCAGAAGUAAAGAGAAAUUCUGUGAUUGAUAUACUAAGUAUCAGAACUAUUGUUUAUCAAUAAAUCUGACAAUUAAAUACACCAAAAAGAUACACUACACAGCAAAUACAUCAGAAAUUUAUAGCACUCUGCAAAUCCACCAAAAAGUUAAGUACACGCCAAAUACAUCUGAAAUUAAUAGCACUCCCAAAUACAACAAAAGUUACAGCACACUGCAAAUACAACAGAAAUGUAUAGCACUCCCAAAUACACCAAAAGUUACAGCA
Molecule: messenger RNA, 1689 nt
Organism: Mizuhopecten yessoensis (Yesso scallop)
Lineage: Eukaryota; Metazoa; Mollusca; Bivalvia; Pectinida; Pectinidae
Product: prostaglandin E synthase 2-like
Exons: 6
Coding region: 8-1243 (411 amino acids)
Cellular component (GO): mitochondrion
Molecular function (GO): prostaglandin-E synthase activity
Source: RefSeq, a predicted model, not a curated record